AUGAGGAAAUACAAUCGUCUUCGAAGCAUAGCAAAGGUGUUUCGUAUUUUUGAAGUGCUUUCGGCUUUGCUGUUUUUGGCGUGGACUGCCGAGCGCGUGCCUUUUGCCGUCAAAAUCUCCGGCGAGUUUGUAUUGAAACUCGGCGGCAUCAUCGCCAGUCCGUUCUUUGUUUUCCUCAUCUGUAACGUCAUCAUCAUCACUCUAAUUGCUAAGUCCGGUAUCUUCUCCGCCGUUCGCAAUGCCGAUUCCAAAGUCUGCGAGGAAAUCAUCAAGACCGCAGACACUCACUCCAAAUCGGUGUCUCAAGAAGAGAUUGUGUAUCAAGAUAAGGAGAUCAUCUCUGAAGUGAACACAUCUACUCGCGAGUGCGAAGACAUGGAACCAGAACCGGAGCCAGAGUCAGACUCUGACUUUGAAGCCGAUAAUCCGAGAGUGUAUAGGAGAAGUAAAUCGGAGAAGUUGGAAAGGGAGAAAGUGAAAAAGGAACUACGACGAUCGGAGAGCGAGAAGAAGUGCCGAAAAAUUGAAAACAUGGACGAAAAAUUAUUUCCUGAAGACGAUUUGAGCAAUGAAGAGUUUCAACGAGCGAUCGAAGACUUUAUUGCUAAACAGUUGAGGUUUCGCCGAGAAGAGUCUCUGUCUAUUGUUCUUCAUAGCCAAGCUUGA
Gossypium raimondii (Peruvian cotton) is the source of this 666-nucleotide messenger RNA. RefSeq lists its product as hypothetical. The record is from RefSeq and is a predicted model, not a curated record. Lineage: Eukaryota; Viridiplantae; Streptophyta; Magnoliopsida; Malvales; Malvaceae. The coding region runs from base 1 to 666 and encodes 221 amino acids. The transcript has a single exon.